Messenger RNA from Alternaria ethzedia, 1074 nucleotides. RefSeq lists its product as uncharacterized. Gene Ontology annotation, molecular function: zinc ion binding; alcohol dehydrogenase (NADP+) activity. The coding region runs from base 1 to 1074 and encodes 357 amino acids. Gene Ontology annotation, biological process: alcohol metabolic process. The record is from RefSeq and is a predicted model, not a curated record. Lineage: Eukaryota; Fungi; Ascomycota; Dothideomycetes; Pleosporales; Pleosporaceae. The transcript has 2 exons.
AUGGCGACAGAUACAAAAUUCCAAGGAUGGCUCGGCAAGGACGAGGAGAGUGUCAAGGGAAAGAUGGAGUGGGGUCAAUUUGAACCUAAAAAGUGGACCGAAGACGAUGUUGACAUUGAGAUCUCUCACUGCGGUAUCUGUGGAUCAGACUUGCACAUGUUGAAAUCUGGCUGGGGCCCUACACCAUAUCCCUGCGUCGUCGGUCACGAGAUCAUCGGCAAAGCCGUCAAGGUUGGCAAGAACGUCAAGCACGUCAAGCAGGGCGACCGUGUUGGUGUCGGCGCGCAAGCACGCUCAUGCCUUCAACCAGACUGUCCCGAUUGCUCGAACGGCAUCGAGAACCAUUGCCACCGCGAGACAGUAAACACUUAUGGCUCCAUCUACCCACGCGACGAGGGCAAAAGCUAUGGUGGAUACGCUACACACAACCGCACAAACGGACACUUCGUCCUAAGUAUCCCUGACGGCUUGGAUAGUGCGGAUGCUGCGCCGAUGCUUUGCGGCGGAAUCACCGUCUACUCUCCGUUGAAGCGUUAUGGCUGUGGUCCUGGCAAAACUGUCGGAAUUGUUGGAGUAGGGGGCUUAGGUCAUUUCGGUGUUCUCUUUGCCAAAGCCCUGGGUGCAGACAAGGUCGUCGGUAUAAGCCGCAAGGCUGAGAAGCGCGAUGACGUUCUCAAGCUAGGCGCUGACCUCUACGUUUCCACUGACGAAGAUAAGGAUUGGGCCAAGCACAACGCACAAACGCUCGAUCUCAUUAUAUGCACCGUUUCCAGCGCCAAGAUGCCUCUAGAUGGCUAUCUUAGUUUGCUCAAGACUCAUGGUACUUUCAUCCAAGUUGGAGCACCGGACGGCGGAGAGCUUCCUCCCAUCAACGCCUUCACGCUUCUUUCUGGUGGACUCAAGGUUGGAGGCUCUGGCAUCGGUGCCCCAUGGGAGAUCAAGGAGAUGUUGGAGUUGGCGGCUGAGAAGAAGAUCAAGCCAUGGAUCCAGAAGAGACCAAUGAAGGAUGCUAACACCGCGGUUGUGGACAUGGAGGCAGGAAAAGCGAGGUAUAGGUAUGUUCUGGAGAACUAA